This is a messenger RNA of Cladocopium goreaui, 2541 nucleotides long. The record is from the annotation of a GenBank genome assembly. Lineage: Eukaryota; Dinophyceae; Suessiales; Symbiodiniaceae.
AUGAAAAUCCCCGAUGCAACGAUGGUGGACCAAGCGAAGGAUUUGCUUCAGCAGUUCCCGCAGCGCUCAAGCAUUCCUCCGCGCUGGCAAGUCAUUGCUGCUGCGGCCCGGGAGAUGUUGGACCAAUUCACGGAAGCUGCGACCUCUGACCAGGGCUGCACGUACGUCGGGAAAUUUAUGCUCUACCCCUUUGUCAUGAAUGGGCAAGCAAGGGGAUACGAUCUGCAAGAAGUAGAGGCAGAAGGCUGGGGUGGAUGGGCUCUCCCUUUCAACAGGGACGAUGGUCUUUUGCUGCACAUGAGCCUGUACGGCAAGGAUUGCUUGCAGUUUGUGAAGUCAUUUCUGAGCCUGUCUGGGCUGGGAACCGUUCGAUCGGAACCUCGCAGCUUGGUCAACUUGCAGGGAGAUGAUGAGCAGGCAAUGCCUUUGGAGGCUCGCAACAAGAUGCUGUUGAAGAGCAGCUUUUUCCAUAAGAGCUUCGAGCCUUCGCACGCAUCAAUGCAGAAGGCUGGAUUGCUUUUUGCGGCCGAUUCCGACCACACCCUUCGCAAUGAGGAGCUGGUCCUCCUCUCGGUCCUGGAGCCUGGCUAUGGGCAGCUGGUGGACGGGGCGAGCAUGACCAACCAAUCCAUUUGGGUCACCUCCAGCGGCUUCUUCUAUGUUCUGCGGUUUCUCCCCAUCCAGACUGCCAACAGGAAAUUCACAACCCCUCUAUUCACGCUCAAGGCUGAGAUUGUCAAGGGGGACUUUGCCAACGAUGACUUCAUGGUCCGGCAGAAGAAGGAGGUGGACGUGAUGUGGACUGGGACUGGCGGAGAUGACUUCUCAUUGGUCUGGGAUGGCUACUACGUGGAGCGGACUCUGGCUGUGAAGAAGGGCGGGAGCUACCACGUGAUGGCCAUGCAGCUCCUCCGCCGUUUGGAUGCAGUGGGUGCCCCCUACAGCAUCGCCGUUGGUCGCUGUGUCAGGGCACCAGCUGGCUUACACCUCGGAUUGAUGGUAGGGGGAGCCCAGUCAUACUGUGUGCAGACCAUGUGCCAGACUGGUGACGCGGACCAGAGUCGUGCAGCACACAAGGGCGGGGGCAAGAAAGGCGGCUGGAGUGGCGGUGGUGGCGGCUCUGGCGGCUAUCGGCAAAACCGUGAUGGAUGGGACCAUGCACGCAGCGGCUGGGGUGGCCCUGCACCUUUUCGCGGCUCAGUCCCUCCCCCCGGUGCUGCCAACAUGACGCCUCCUACUGCUCAAGCGGCUCAUGCGGCUCAAGCGGCUCAAGCGGCUCCUGCUGCAGCAGCCCCACCCACGGCCACACAAGCAGCCCCGCAAGCAGCCCCGCAAGCAGCCUUUGCUCAACAAGCUCCACCUCCUGCGGCACAGGCAGACUCUGCUCAACAAGCUCCACCUACUGCGGCUCCCAAGGCUUCAGCGGCACCAGCGGCUCAGCAGGAGUAUUGGGGCAACAAUUGGUGGGAGGAUGGCAGUCAGUGGUGGGACGAUCGUCACCAGUACCAGGAUGGUGGUGCGCCUCUUCCCAAGCUGCAGCUGCUCCAGCGCAAGCGUGCGCGGAUCGAAGGUUUGGCCCUUCCCAAGCUGCAGCUGCUCCAGCGCAAGCGUGUGCGGAUUGAAGGCAUGGCGCCGCUUCCUGUGGAUCCUGCUGCUGCUGUCAAGCUGUGGUUGAAGGCCGCAGACUCUGAGCAAACGAGCGAGAAAUGGAGCCGUGUCCAGCGAGCUGCCUGCAAAGUUCCUUGGCUUCGUUCUUUGACUGAGUGUGGGGGGUUGCCAGCUGCUUGUUGCACAGAGGCUGCCCAGAGAUGCAUUGAGGGAAAGGAUGGCAACUUGUUGCCGUUGGUGGAGUUUCUGUUCAGAGGUUUCGAUCAUGCUGAGCUGCCAGUAGCAGCCUUGGCUGCCUAUAUGACUUAUCGAGCCGGGUGUCGAAUUCCACCAUUGGAGAAGGACCCUGGCAACUUGAUGCUCCAGAUUUUACACACUGAGAACCCUUUCCUCCGAAUGCAAGCAGCUCCCUUCAGUUUUCUGGACAGCUGUAGAGGGAGCUUUUUGCAUUCAGUGACGAAGCACCGAGGUGACAAGGUGACAGGCUAUUUGAUGGAUAUCUUGAAGAUGCCAUACAUGCAACGCCUUGAGAGUCGUGAGCAAUUGGGUAUCGUGAUUCUGACUGCAUACCUUCGAUCCCCUGGCUUUGCUGAGUUUGUGCUUGAAGCCAGUUCGCAGCCGCGAUUUGCUUUGCUUGCAGUUGUCCACAAUUUCUUUCGAGACACACAAGGGGUCGGGCAGCGAAAGGCUUACAUGCCAACCCGGGUUAUCUCCAAGCAUGGCACUAAGCUGCGGCCAAAUCGUGAUUUGGGAAAGUUGCGCCUUGCAGGGGCAUUGAGCUUGUGUGGCCAAUUUCUGGAUGGCUCGCUAGAUGCCAUUUUCGUGAAUGACAGCAAGAAGUCAUGGCUUGUGGAUCCGGAUUUGCUCCCCGUCAUGAGCAUGUUUCAUUGGGCCUUGCUUUUAGUUGCCAAUGUUGGGGCUGCGAUGUUGUAA